Microtus oregoni (creeping vole) is the source of this 3650-nucleotide messenger RNA. RefSeq names its product cytochrome P450 4F6. The record is from RefSeq and is a predicted model, not a curated record. Gene Ontology annotation, molecular function: oxidoreductase activity, acting on paired donors, with incorporation or reduction of molecular oxygen; heme binding; iron ion binding. Lineage: Eukaryota; Metazoa; Chordata; Mammalia; Rodentia; Cricetidae. Bases 130 to 1533 code for a protein of 467 amino acids. The transcript is spliced from 13 exons.
AGGGAUUGGCUGGCUCAGUCCAGCCCCAGUUCCCCACGCAACUUAGCUUCCGGCAGGUCAGACGCCAGGGACAAAGACAGUUCAGAGAAGACAGGAGGUCCUGGAAGAAUCGCUGCUCUUGAGAGAAGGAUGCUACAGCUGAGCCUGUCCUGGCUGGGACUGGGGUCCACGGCUGCCUUCCCAUGGCAUCUCCUGUUGCUGGGUGGGGCCUCCUGGAUUCUGGCCCGAAUUCUGGCCUGCAUCUAUGUCUUCUAUAACAACUGCUGCCGCCUUCGUUGCUUCCCUCAGCCUCCUAAACCAAACUGGUUUUGGGGUCAUCUGGGCAUGAUGAGGAGCAACGAGGAAGGCAUGCAGUUUGCAGCACACUUGGGCCACUACUUCCGUGACAUCCACCUCUGCUGGUUUGGACCUGUCUACCCUGUCCUGAGGCUCAUCCACCCGAAGUUCAUUGCUCCCCUGCUCCAGGCCUCAGCUGCUGUUGCACCCAAGGAAAUGACUUUCUAUGGCCUCCUGAAGCCCUGGCUGGGGGAUGGGCUCCUGCUGAGUUCAGGUGACAAGUGGAGCCGCCAUCGUCGCCUGCUGACGCCUGCCUUCCACUUUGACAUCCUGAAGCCCUAUGUGAAGGUUUUUAACAAGAGUGUGAACAUCAUGCAUGCCAAGUGGCAGCACCUGACUGCCAAGGGCAGCGCCCGUCUGGACAUGUUUGAACAUAUCAGCCUCAUGACCUUGGACAGUCUGCAGAAAUGCAUCUUCAGCUUUGACAGCAACUGUCAGGAGUCUCCCAGUGAAUACAUUGCUGCCAUUUUGGAGCUCAGCUCCCUCAUAAUGAAACGGCAGCGCCAGCUCUUCCUGCACAUGGACUUCCUGUACUACCUCACUGCUGACGGGCAGCGCUUCCGCAAGGCCUGUGACCUGGUGCACAACUUCACAGAUGCUGUCAUCAGGGAGAGACGCCGCACCCUCUCCAGCCAAAGUGUUGAUGAAUUCGUAAAGACCAAGGCUAAGUCUAAGACUUUAGACUUCAUUGAUGUGCUCUUGCUGGCCAAGGAUGAACAUGGAGAGGAGCUGUCUGAUGAGGACAUUCGGGCAGAGGCUGACACCUUCAUGUUUGGAGGUCAUGACACUACAGCUAGUGGGCUCUCCUGGACCCUGUACAACCUUGCGAGGCACCCAGAAUACCAGGAGCGCUGCCGGCAGGAGGUGCGGAAGCUGCUGAGGGACCGUGAUCCAGAGGAGAUUGAAUGGGACGACCUGGCCCAGCUGCCCUUCCUGACCAUGUGCAUCAAGGAGAGUCUGCGCCUGCAUCCUCCGGUUACGAUGAUCUCCCGAUGCUGCACCAAGGAUGUUGUGCUGCCAGAUGGCCGGGUCAUCCCCAAAGGGAAUGUCUGUGUCAUCAGCAUUUUCGGGGUUCAUCACAACCCUUCCGUCUGGCCAGAUCCUGAGGUCUAUGACCCCUUCAGAUUUGACCCAGAAACUCCACAGAAGAGGUCGCCUCUGGCUUUUAUUCCCUUCUCUGCGGGGCCCAGGCUUUGAAGAUUCUGCCUAGCAUCGCAAUGCUCAUGAAGAGUUGGGGGACCGGGUUUUGUCGAUCCCUGACCUCCUACAGAAGCCUGUGUAAAUCCUGGAAGACUCCGCAGGGCUAGUGUGGGUCCUGUUUGUCUCCUGACCUUGGAGAAUGCUCCCUCUGUAGGACAGUUUGAGAACAGCAGGCACGAAAGAGAUGGGUUCAACGUGUCCCUGACUGCGGUGGGGAUUUGGGGAAGGCGCACAAACCACCCUUCUGAGGGCUCUAGAGGCAGCCUCCUGAUGCUCUUGCUAACUGAACUGAGAUGGCAAUGAGCAGGUAGAGGGAGGUGAGGCCGUUCCUAACAUCCUACAGCGUCAGGAACCCUGACUCUACCCACAUACCCUCUCUGGUAACCACUCUGCUAGGAGUCUGACUCUUCGAGCACUUGCUCUCUGGAACCAAUCACAGAGUAAGUCUGGACAAAGUCCAGGGUGGUUCAGGGGGGAUCAUGUGAUCUGGGCAGGGGCUUGUUAGUUCUUCUAUUAAAUAAAUAUUUUUUCUCCUCUGGAUGCCAUCACUUGCGUCUCCCCCUGUGACAUCAGGACUCUGGUCCAGACUGCUGAGGAGUGCACGGUAGGAAAACUUACUCCUUGAGGUUGCCUGAAUGCAAGAAUGGACAGACACACUUUAUACUAUCAUGGUCAUCACAGUCCUUUAGAGGAACAGCCAAUACAAUGAGAAUAUGUUACUAAGGGGUGCAGCAUGUCUUCCAUAGUUGUGGCUGAAUCUGUAUGGUGCAGAGGCUGAGAAGUCUGUAUGGUGAAGUUGAGAAUUUGUACUUGCUCAGUCCAUGAAGCUGGAUGCCUCCGCAGUUCAAAACCUGGAGGGUACCUGAAGAACCAUCGGUCUUCAGUACACAUUGGAAGAAUGGCGAAUCUAGAUUCCAGUGUCCACAAACAGCAGCAGAUUCCAAGUGGAUCCACUUGCCAACAAGGCAUGAAGGCGGGCAGGAAAAGGCAACACUGCCUGUUUUCCUUCAGGUCUCUUUAUAUCGGGGCUGCAGUCAGAAAGUGCUGCCUUCUAGGGGAGGACCUUCCUCUCCAGUUCUUCUUUCCAGAAAGUAGCCUCAUAAGCCUGUCCAGAGGAAUGCACCACGGUCGUCCAGUAUACAGUAAGCAUAUUUUAUGGAGAAGAUGCUGCAUAAUGUAGUACUUUCCUGUACCAGUUGGUUUAUGUGUGUCAACUUGAGACAAGCUAAAAUCAUCAGAGAGGAAGAGGAAAUGCCUCCAUGAGAGCCAGCUGUAAGCUGGUGAUCAAUGAGGGGGGCCCAGCCCAUUGCGGGUGGUGCCAUCCCUGGGCUGAUGGUCCUGGGUUCCAUAAGAGAGCAGGCUGAGCAAACCAAGGGAAGCAAGCCAGUAAGCAGCACCUCUCUGAAGCCUCUCAGCAGCUCCCAUCUCCGGGAUCCUGCCCUGUUUGAGUUCCUGUCCUGGCUUCCUUCAAUAAUGAAAAGCAAUGUGGAAGUGUAAGCCAAAUAAAUGCUUUUUCCCCAACUUGCUUUUUGGUCAUAGUAUUUUGUCGCAGCAAUAGAAACCCUAACUAAGACAUUUCUCUACACGCUCCACUUUCUGCACAUAAGACUUGCCCACAGCAGCUCCUGUAGGAAUCACCAGGCUCUUCCUUCACUCCCUCUUCUUGGCCCCUCCUUUCUCCUCCUCAAAAACCCUCCAUGGACAGCUGCCUCCCCAGCUGUGAGAACUGCAGUCAAGAGAGCUGGCCAUCCCCACAGUCAGAUGUAGAAAGAGGACUCAGUGUCCCCUUUCUGCCCUCUCCUCGUGGACGCCCGUCUCCUCAGAAGCCUUUUCAGUUCCACCCCACAUGUCCCUCUACCCCUUGCUCUGCAGCUCAGCCCAGCCCAGCCAUGUUCUGGCAGCUGGGCUUAUUAUCUUUGCAAUCUGACCUGGGUAAUCUCCAGCAGGGCUGGAUUCUUUAUUCCUGAUCCUUUUCACCUGAGCCCUGGUCUUCUUAGACUCCAAGCCUUGGAGGAAGAACGUGAAUUUUCCCAGGCUGUGAGGCUGUCAGGCAAAAGCAUCACAGAACCUUAGUGACACGCCAAGAAAUGUUGCACAGAUCCUUCCGUCUUGCA